CCUUUCAUAGGUAAACAAAAACAUAUGUUUUUUCUCUGGCGACAAAAAGGAACAUCUCCGCCUUUACCAUGUCCACCAAAACCAUUGAAAGCAAAUUGCUGUUAAAUGAAUUAAAGGAAAAGUGGCAACAAUUACAAUCCGUUCCGAACAUCUUUGCCUAUCGUCUAAAUGUAACCGAAAGUAAAAUUCUUCCAGGCAACUAUGGUUUUUAUUCAGAGUUCAAUCCUGACCGCACUGCCCUGCGUAGAGCACCACAAACAAUUCUAUCACUGGAUCCUGCAUUCGAUGAAAAGAAAUUUAAUUUUAAGAAAAUUAAACCAGAAGAGUGUUUAAUGAAUGUGGAAUAUGAGGGCAGUAAGAUAUCCAUGAUUAUUAACAACAGUCCCCUGACACGUUAUCACACGCUUAUUUGUCCUGAUGUUCACUUGGGUUUACCACAACGUAUUUGUGAAAAAGCUUUGAGAUUUUGUGUAGAUUUUCUAAUGAACCUAAUUGAGAAUGGCGAAAGUAAUAUCCGCAUUGGUUACAACAGUCCCGGAGCUUUAGCAUCUGUAAAUCAUUUACAUUUGCAUUUAAUGUUUAUUGAACAAGAAUUGUAUAUUGAUCGGGCAGAACUACAAUUUCUCAGCCAAUCAGAGGUUUUGCGUAUAUCUCCAAACAUGCCUACCGAAGCCAUAUGUUUCCAAUUUAAGGCGGAAGAUACAGAGGCUAUAAUACUUAAAAAAGUACAAAAAUUAAAUGCAUUCCUGCAAUGGCUGUGUACAAACAAUAUGCCCCAUAAUUUAUUUUUAACACCAGAAAGGAUUCCAAGCAAAGAAAAGAUGUUAAAAGUAUUUGUUUUUGUAAGGCAAGAAUAUUGUAUUGUAAAAAAUCUCAACACUUACAAUAUAGGAUUUUGUGAACUGGCUGGAUAUGUUCCAGUGGGAGCAAAACAACUAUAUGAUCAAUUGCAAGAGGAGGAUAUUAUACAAACUAUUAAUACAGAAACUGGAAAUGUGUUUAGUCAAAUUUACAAUUAUUUUUUAAAUGUCAUCUAGUUAUUUUAUCAUAUGUGUUUUCAUUUAUUUG
This is a messenger RNA of Musca domestica (house fly), 1068 nucleotides long. Its product is annotated as GDP-D-glucose phosphorylase 1. Lineage: Eukaryota; Metazoa; Arthropoda; Insecta; Diptera; Muscidae. Gene Ontology annotation, biological process: glucose metabolic process. Gene Ontology annotation, molecular function: GDP-D-glucose phosphorylase activity. The record is from RefSeq and is a predicted model, not a curated record. The coding region runs from base 69 to 1037 and encodes 322 amino acids. Gene Ontology annotation, cellular component: cytoplasm. The transcript has 4 exons.